Messenger RNA from Pollicipes pollicipes, 1893 nucleotides. RefSeq names its product cytosolic 5'-nucleotidase IIIB. The record is from RefSeq and is a predicted model, not a curated record. Lineage: Eukaryota; Metazoa; Arthropoda; Thecostraca; Pollicipedomorpha; Pollicipedidae. Gene Ontology annotation, cellular component: cytoplasm. Gene Ontology annotation, molecular function: magnesium ion binding; 5'-nucleotidase activity. Bases 143 to 1042 code for a protein of 299 amino acids. The transcript has 9 exons.
AACACCAUUGUAUAGCUCCAUUAUAUAGCUCGCUUGUUAAGUUUAGCUGAUACGGACCGUUUUACUGAGUGCGGGGUCCGCACCGGCGUUACGAUUACUAUUAAGACCGGCGUGAGCGUUAGGGGGCCUUGCGCCAAUAAAAAUGAAGCUCCAAGGAAUUCUUGAAAGUAUGAAGUCAUUCCACAAAUCAACAAUCAAAAUGAAAAAUCCAGGAAAAGUUGCUGAAAUGGUCAGCCAGAUCAUUGCAGAUGGCAAAUCAAAACUCCAGGUGGUGACUGACUUUGAUCGCACGCUUACCUGCACACGUGGGGACGCGUGCCCCGCCGCCAGUCCGCUGGCCUCCACGUGUUUUGAGAUCCUGGACCAGUCGGAGCUGAUGCCGCAAAUAUACCGCGACGAGACCACGCGUCUGCGGGACAAGUACUACCCGAUAGAGAUCGACCCGAAUCUCACCAUUGAGCAGAAGCUGCCCAUGGCGGUGGAGUGGUACACACAGGCGCACGAGGUCAUGCUGAAGACGGGCCUGCGCCAGAAGGACCUGGUCGCCAUGGUCCGCGACUCUAGCGCCAAACUCAGGGAGGGCACGGAUCAGCUGCUGGAGCGGCUGCACCAGAUGGACGUACCCGUGCUCAUCUUCUCCGCCGGUCUGGGGGAUCUGAUUCACGCCCUGCUCGACCAGCACGCUGACAACCAUGACAACAUCAAGGUCGUCUCCAACUACAUGCGCUUCGACGACGAGGGCAAGAUGGUAGGCUUCCACGACGAGCUGAUCCACAUGUACAACAAGAACGAGAACUCGGUGCACUCGUCGGCCUACUUUGAGCGGCUGCGGGGCCGCAACAACGUGCUGCUCAUGGGUGACAACGUGGGCGACCUGCGCAUGGCCGACGGCGUGGAAAACCCCAACGUAACGCUCCGGAUCGGCUUCCUCAAUGACUACAGUGAAGAGCGUCUGGCGAAGUUCCUGGACAUGUUUGACAUCGUGCUGGUGGACGACCAGACGAUGGACGUGGGCAACGACAUCGUCACGCAGCUCGCGUAACGCCACUUGCCUCCAUCGUGCCAUGCCGACAGCGAAAUCUCGAUUGUGAUUUAGGUUGUUGCUCUUCUGGAGGCUAGUUCCGGCGCCGGCCGCGGGCGGCGCUGUGAUCGCCCGAGUGCAGGCACUGCUAUUCGGCCUCAUGCCUCAGGGAUGUUUUGGCAGUCUGGAUCCAGCCGAAUUUGCUCUGCGAAGCAAGUCUUCAGCUGAAGAUUCGCACUGAGAUUUGGACGGUAUCGCGGAAAACUUCGCGUGCGUUUGCGAGUGCCUAUUCCUUUCUACUUCAUUGGCCGUCUUGGUUGUUUUGCGCAGAACCGCGGCUGAGUCAUGCAAGUUUUAUAGCAUGAUUUAAAGCGCCCUCAUCACCUUCCGUGAUUUCGUUGCGGAUGUGUUGGGACAACGCUCUGAUUGUGCCAUGCAUAGAAACACAGUUUGGAUGCCCAUGCUGUGAAGAGCACCAGUUUGUUUUCAGGAUCACUGCAACCUGUGGAGCUGAUGCUCUUGAGGCUACUGAUGCUCUUGAGCUGAUGCUCUUGAGGUUUUAUUUUUCCUUCAGUGCACAUUUAUGAAAAGUUCCUUUGCCUACGGAAAUUUAAGUUUGGGACUUUGUUGAUGCUCGCUGUUUUUGUUGGUAAUGGUUGGUUUUGGGUAUGAAGGGUGUUGUAGUGUAGCUUAUGGAGCCCUGUUUCUGACUCAUACUGCGAUUUACUGCUUUUGGCUAUUUUCUUAUUCAUAUCGUACCUUUCUUGGCUCAGAAAAAUCCUUGUUAUUGCUUCCUAGUUGGUUGUUGUAUUUUAAUGUAAUGCAAGACCUCUCACAAAGAAAAUAAACGUGGCUUGCCACAUGUUUCUGCA